CACAGCCUCGCCAUCACCGCCGACGGCGCCGUUUGGAGUUGGGGCAAGGGCAGCGAGGGCCGCCUGGGCCACGGCGACGAGGAGGACGUGUUGCUGCCCAAGCAGAUCGCGUUCUUGGCUGGGCAGAGCGUCAUCGCUGUGUCGGCAGGAGAGAGUCACAGCCUCGCCAUCACCGCCGAUGGCGCUGUAUGGUCUUGGGGCGACGGACGGGGUGGACGCUUAGGCCACGGCCCGAGAGUUGAGGACACAGAACACCAUCUGCUCCCGAGGAGGAUUGAUGGCUCGCUGCCACCGCCGCCGGCGGCCACCACGAGAGGAGCAGAGGAGGCCGCGGCGGAGGGUAGUGGAGGUGAUGGGGCUGACUCCUCUGCGGCGGGCGAUGCUGCUGCUGCUGCUUCUGCUGCUGCUGCUGCUGCCGCCGCCGCCGCCGCCGCUGCCGCCGCCGCUGCCGCUGCUGCUGCUGCUGCGGCGGCGGCGGCGGCGGCGACUAGAGCCCCGGCGGAGGGGGGGGCAAUCGCCAUCUUCCCAAGGCGAUUUGCACACCACUAUGCACGCCCGGCUCGAUCUCCCGGUUGGAAGGAACGGCGAGUCGUUUCUGUGGCGGCGGGAGAAGAUCACAGCAUUGCCAUCACCGCUGACGGUGCCUUCUGGGUAUGGGGCAAUGGACAGGAAGGACAGCUAGGUCACGGUGUUGAGCCGGGUUUCUUCUUUCGGCCCAGGCAGGUUGCGGCUUUGGCUGGCCGGCGCGCUGUCGCUGCGGCGGCCGGAAGCUCGCAUAGCCUCUUCGUCACGGCCGACGGUUUGGUCUGGAGCUGCGGGUGUGGGGACGAGGGCCAGCUAGGCCACGGCGACAAGGAGAUGCAGUCGCGGCCCACGAUGAUUCGGGACUUUCAAGCGUCCGCGUCAGUGGCGCCGGCACGGGCUGCGGCAGAGGCUGCGGCGGCGGCAGAGGCUGCGGCGGCGGGACGGCAGAGGCUGAUGCAGGACCGGAUCGCGCGGCUGCACGCACUCUUCGCUGCGCGAGAGAGAGGCGGCGGCGGCGACGGAGGCGAAGGCGAUAGCGGCACCACAUGACACAGACACGCUCACCUCACUUGCACAGGAGAUGCGGGUGCGCGCGGCGCGGCGUCACCCACCCACCCACGUUCCGUCCGCUCAACCGCCCUCCUUGUGAUGUGUGUCAAUGUGUCAAUGGUGCCUGAUUUCUUAUUAUUUUUCUCUUGUGCCG
Emiliania huxleyi CCMP1516 is the source of this 1228-nucleotide messenger RNA. RefSeq lists its product as hypothetical. NCBI's taxonomy places the organism in Eukaryota, Haptophyta, Isochrysidales, Noelaerhabdaceae. The transcript has a single exon. The record is from RefSeq and is a predicted model, not a curated record. Bases 353 to 682 code for a protein of 109 amino acids.